GGAAAAGAAGUCUUGACUGAUGGAUCACGUGUGUUCGUGGACACGUUUAACGGUGUUUCCACGCUGUCGAUCGAAUCCGUGACGUCGGACGACAGCGGAAAGUAUUUGAUCACCGUUGAAAACUGUGCCGGGGGACACUCGGCAUUUGCGUCACUCGCUGUCGAAGGUGCACCGGAUCCUCCCGCUGCCCAGCCGUCAUUAGUGAACAUCAUCCGAGAAAAUUGCCGCGAGGACAACAACGCCGACGACGUUGUUGACGGAGACGAAACGUACAGUGCCACGAUUUCCUGGUACGGGCCCGCGUUCGACGGCGGCAGCGUCGUCACGGGAUACACGCUGGAAGUGAAGCGGAACAACGAGGCCUGGGUCGUACUAGAGAAGAACUAUCAGUUCACGUCUUACAUCAUAAGCGGACUCACUCCCGGGACUUCGUUCGUGGUGCGCGUACGAGCGGAGAACAUCCACGGUUGCAGUGAGCCGGGCCGCGAAUCGCCUUUUGUUAGCAUUCCAUCAAAGUCAGCUCCUGCAAUGAUGCCGAGCGUCGGGCCCGAGAGCGAAGUGGCCGAGGAGAAGGAGCCGGAAGCUCCGAGGAAAUCAUUUGUAAACAUUGCGCCUGGGGAGGAAUUCGCCGACAACUACGACGUCUUGGACGAGCUCGGCCGGGGCCGGUUCGGCACCGUGUACAAAGUCGUCCAGAAGCAGAACAAAAACAAUUUCGCGGCGAAGUUCGUCAAGUGCCUGAAGCUGAAGGACAAGGAGAAGGUAAAAGAAGAAAUACACAUCAUGAAUUCCUUGAAGGCGCAUCCUAGGCUUCUUUUGCUGACAGCCGCCUUCGAACGGCAGCGAGAUUUCAUCAUGGUCACCGAAUACAUUCGUGGCGGGGAGUUGUUUGAACGAGUCGUUGCUGAUGAUUUCACGCUGACCGAGCGGGACUGUAUCCUCUUCACGAGGCAAAUCUGCGACGGUGUUGCCUUCAUGCAUAAAAAUUGCGUGGUUCAUUUGGAUUUGAAACCGGAAAAUAUUUUAUGCGUGAGUCCUCAGUCUCAUGAUGUCAAGAUAAUUGACUUCGGCUUGGCAAGAGAACUCGAACCCGACGGCGAACCAGUGCGUGUCAUGUUCGGUACUCCGGAGUUCAUCGCUCCAGAAGUUAUCGCGUAUGAUCCCAUAUCUUUCGCAUCCGACAUGUGGUCCGUCGGCGUCGUGACAUACGUUUUGUUGUCCGGUUUAUCUCCGUUCAUGGGGGAGACUGACGCGGAGACGUAUGCCAAUAUCACUCGGGCCGAGUUCGAUUUCGACGACGAAUCCUUUUCGUCGAUAUCCGAAGACGCGAAGGAUUUCAUUUCCGGCUUGCUCGUGAAGAAGCCCUCGAAACGCUUGACUGCUGCGAGGUGCUUGUCUCAUCCCUGGCUUGCCCAAACGGAGAAAACCAUGAACUCGUUCAAGUUACCAACGGAUAAACUCAAGAAGUUUAUCAUCAGAAGGAAGUGGCAGAAAACCGGAAAGGCGAUUUUGGCCUUGGGCAGAAUGACACACUUGCGGAGAGCGUCGGAGAGCAGGCGUGGCUCACAGGAGCACUUGUCAGCCGUCAGCGAAGAAAAUCUGUCGACGCUCAAGUCGUGGAGGAACCCGAUUCUUCAAUUGACAUCCAUCGGCGGUUCAGCUCCUGGAAGCCCGAACGCGUCGGAACGCCGGAAAAAGUACUAUUUGCAACGCAGCCAAGGUAUUUGUCCGUCGUCAUCGAUCGAGUCGCUGCGUUCUUCGUCACCGAUCGUCGACGUGCGGGAUAAACGUUGGCACUGGCGCAAGGGCUUCGUCGGGAUGGAAGAUGUGAAGAAUGCGAGCGUCCGGACAUUUUCCGGGAUGUCCUUGCCGGAUCGAAUGCCGUCAGACGCCAGUCCGAACAUCGUGCGUCACGAACUGCUCCGCCGCGGUCUGCGCGACAAUAUACUGAAACCGCAUGUUGCACGCGAAAGCUUCACGCCGGACCCCACCGAGAAAGCCAGUAUUUUCCCCCAACUAACUUCAUCUAGUCACGCUUACCACAAGAAGAGCGCGUCCGUAGUCAGCGACAGGAGCGACAGCGGCAUCAGCGAUUGCAGCUCCGCCACGUCGUCCCACCCGAGCAUGCACGUGUGCCGGGAAACGUCCAUCUUGGAGACAGACGAAGAGGAGGACUGGGACAGGACGACCACGGGCCUUUCCUGGCCUACGAAACCAAUGUCUUUUAUUGACGAAGGUGUUGAAGGUUCCCCCGGUAUUGCAGAUGAAUUCGGAGCCGGAUGUCGGGAAGCCGAUUGCGGGAGUCCAGGAGCGCAGUGUGCGGACGCGGAUGCGGUGUACGGCCGCUUGACGGGUUCCGACCAGCUCGUCGGCGACCACAUAUCAGACAACUGCGACAUUCCUUCGACCGUCUUCUCGCCUGUCAGUACCCCGCAACACUCCUCCGCUGAGCUUCAGGGCCGCAAGAUCGGCAAGGGUUCCUUGGUGUCCAUGCGCAGGAUGGAGUUCCAAGUGUCACUCAACCCGACUCACACGCGCAGCCCCCGUUGAUCCAGAGUGUCCGCGUCUCUAUCGUCACGAGCAUUGGUCCGAGAGUUCGUUUGCAAACGCGGCCGAGUCUGAUCUGAUUUUCUUGGAAACUCGUCGACCGACCCUUUCUUGAACAUCCAUCCACCGAAGUUGAGGGUUGUUCUAUUCCCGUGUGGACAAUUAAUUUUUUUUUUUCGUAAAUCCAGCUCGGCUAAGGCACGUUAAGUAUAUUAUUUCUCGAUCCCUCUGACUCUGGUGCAGUAGUCCUCUCCUUUUUUCCCUAAUCCGAGGUUCGCAAGAAAAAUUCGCCGUAAAAUCUAGGUAGUUUAUAUUCUGAAGUUUGAAAGCCUCAUCAUUGAGCCGGUGUAGAAUGAGAUGGAAACGAAUUCUCAAGAGAGUGGAAAAAACUCCAAGAUCAGACUGAAUAUCAUUCAUCCGCAGGAAUAUUGUUUUGGCGAUUUCAAGCAGAAUUGUUUAACACUUUUCACCGUAGCAAAAUUGGACCAUGAAUAAUGAAAUGAUAAUACGGUAAAAAACAAAUGAAAAUAAUAGUCUCCGCUGCAUUUUGCAAUCUAUGCUGAAGGUUGAUUGACCCUGAGAACCUCGAAAAAGUCUGUAAAAUUGAUUCAACAUGGACCUGGGGAAUUUAAACAGAAAAACUGGACUGCAAACAAAUAUUUUUCCAGAUGAGUUUUUUCUUUCCUAUAAUUAACCAGCCUUUCACUGACGACACAGAAGUGCCAGAAGUGUUUGGAAGGGCAAAGUAAGAGGAAGGAAACAUGUCAGGCAAAUCUUCAUUCUAUUUUAAGUUAUUUGAAUUGACAAAGUAUCAUUCAGCUGGUUGAAGAUGAAACCCACGCGGAAACGGAACAAACCCCCAACUCUCGCAAUACAUCGUGCAUUCUACUCCCAAAUUAAAAAGAAAUCACCUGGAUACAAUAUAUGAUACAUAAAGAAGAAAGCCGAUAAUCUGAUUCGAUGAACGAUGCGAAAGAGCGGACUUUCUGGCCAUGACUCGUGUGGUGGGUGUGCUUUACUCGAAUUCGUUUUGACGACGAGAGGAAGCGCUUCGUGCCUCUUAUGCGACCCACGAAGGAUCGUUGUGGAUGAUUGUAGCUUUUAGCAGGCUGUUCGCCUUCAUUUUAUUUUAUUUUUUUCGAUCAAGUAAUGAAAUUGCGUGAGCCUCGUGACAAUAAGUAGGUGAAGUCCAGAUUGUGUGAGCUUCGCGGAAAGAUUCGUCAUCGUUUUUGGUGCUGUGCUUGUCAAACCUUGGUUUAUUGAGCGGUAUUCGUGGAAUGUAUUGUGCUGUUUCAAAUUUGAUUGAGAGUGCGACGUUGGCUAUUAGCUUACCGUAUCCAGACUGUUUUUCCUUGCGCAAAGAGAAUGCGUCGUCGCUGAGUAUUCGAGCGUUGGUUGAUUUCCAUUUUGUUCUGGCGUUUUCGUGAACUUGGUUCCAGAUAUUUCCGCCACACUCGCGGAAGCGAAUGAGUAGGUAAUUUCUAACCGGCAUUUCUCCCGCGUAGGCCGAUGAAGGGGAAAGGCUGUGUGUUCCGUAUUCAUUCAACGAGCGAGAUGUCGAUAUAAUCACUUAGCAGUCGGCAAUGUGAAAAAGGAGUUCUCAAAACGCUUCAGUGUGCAACAAUCGUGUUGCCGGAAUGCCCGAGCGAGUAUAAAUGACCCGAAGAAUAUUUUCGAUUUUUCUUUCGCCCUGACAAUUUUUGCUGCACUGCCCAAAUCCUGCCAAUCGCCUGUCUCGCGUUAUACAUUUUGCCUUUCCUCGAUUGUACGAAUUCUAUUCUUUCCGCUGAAGUUAUAUUUCAUCCGUGAGUAUGAUGAACGCUCUGCGUGGAUUUUGAAACGUUCGUUAUGGAGUUCAGUUGAAAGACUUAUUUGGUUUGAUUCAUAGUGGUUCUUUUUCAUUUCGCACUGCUGCCGCACCCAUCGUGAAUUUUUCGUGAUUGUUUUUUUUCCUUAUCAUGAAACAUUUCUUUCAUUGGUAAAAUUCGUGCUGACCGUAUAUCCUGCGCAGGAGGAAGAAUAGAUUUACCUCAAUUCCUGUUUUCGACAAAA
Messenger RNA from Notodromas monacha, 4599 nucleotides. NCBI's taxonomy places the organism in Eukaryota, Metazoa, Arthropoda, Ostracoda, Podocopida, Cyprididae. The record is from the annotation of a GenBank genome assembly.